Parnassius apollo (apollo) is the source of this 435-nucleotide messenger RNA. NCBI's taxonomy places the organism in Eukaryota, Metazoa, Arthropoda, Insecta, Lepidoptera, Papilionidae. The record is from the annotation of a GenBank genome assembly.
AUGACGCCUACACCAAGACGCAAAAGAAAAUAUUCACAAAACAAGAUCUUUGAAAGUCCAGCACAAAUAACAAACCCAGGAACAGAUGGUCAAAAUAUAAAUAAUUCCCCAAUUUCCAAAACAAAUCGACCUUUAGAUGAAUUAGAACAAAAUGCAAUAAAUAAUGACAACUUUAAUAUUAUGACAAUACCGUCUGAAAAACCCAUGAACUUGCCUGCCUGUUGUACUACAUUUUCAAAUAAAAAUUUGCAAAAGGAUAUUCAACAAAAAACAGAAAUAAACUGUGAUACUCCUCUUCUGUAUGCAAGUAAAGAGCAAGUAAAUUCCCAUGAAAAGGGUAAUAAAGUAGGAAAACGAAAAAUUGUUAUUGUAGCGGACGAACAAGGUUAUAAAAUAAGAGAAACACUGCAGAAUUUGGUGGUUAUGAGUUUAUAG